This is a messenger RNA of Sphaeroforma arctica JP610, 1378 nucleotides long. RefSeq lists its product as hypothetical. The transcript has a single exon. NCBI's taxonomy places the organism in Eukaryota, Ichthyosporea, Ichthyophonida. The record is from RefSeq and is a predicted model, not a curated record. The annotation marks the transcript as partial.
ACACGCCGGUAGGAUACAAAAGGGGAAUGUGGUGGACCUCCUGUCGUCCGCUACUUUGUUUAUUAGUCUGUACCGAAGGGGUAAGCUAGGCAAGUUCUGUGUCGACAGAUUGCCCAGCGCGAGUGCGAUAGAGGAAGCGCCCAUUACACCUACUGUAGGGGCCGCUGACUCUGUUGUGGGUCUUGACGGCCGAGUGACAGAUGGCACCUGUGCAAGUGCUGAGGGGACCGGUACAAGAAAUGCGGUGUAGGUGCAUGUCGUAAAAUGAAGCCGUGGAUACGCUACCAGUGUCUUAUUAGAAAUCUCCGCCCACUCGCGUCUGUCGAGUAGUCGCCACGGCCCUCUCUCUGUGUGUGCACACACGCCAGGUUAGAUCUCGGAACAAUGGGACAGUGAGGAAUAGGGCACACGUGGACACCGUACGAUGCAAGCACCUUGACGGCCCAAUGUCAUGUGGUGAUCAGAAGUAGUGCUGAACUCUCCUCCUCCGGUGGUACGGGAGGUGUACACUCAUGGUCUUUACCUACUAGCGCUAAGCGCAGAGACAGAGUCCUGCCACGACCAGCAGAGGAGCAACAGUACUAUAGAGAAGGGUACACAAGCCUUUCUAUGAUAAUACCGUCGGGAAACAGUACGGAGAAGUCGAUGAAACAAGCAUCCCGUUGGAUGCGUAUCUAGAUCCUUUAUGGAGCUAUAUCUAGAUAAUUUAUAGAGCUCCACUUUAGAACUACACUUAGAUCCCUUGUGGAGCUACAUCUAGAUCGCUUGUAGAGCUACAUUUAGAUCGCUUGUAGAGCUACAUUUAGAUCGCUUGUAGAGCGAUCACUCAUGUAGCUAUAUCUAGAUCUCUGUUGAAGAUAUUCAUAUAUGUAUCUAGAAUCCCUGUGGAGAUUUAUGUAUCUAGAUAUAUCUGGAUUCCUCGUGGAGGUAUAUCAAGAUAUAUAUCUAGAUCCCUUAUGGAGCUAUGUCUAGAUCCCUCGUGGAGCUAUAUCUAGAUACACCUAGAUCCCUCAUAGAACUACACCUGGAUCCCUUUGUAAAGCGGAAGCGAUACCUGGAGUCCAUGUGAAGCUGCACGUCCAGAGGCUCACAUACUACCGCGCAAUGACAAAACAGUCAGUGCGUGUACUGUUAUAAAGUGCAAGAGCCACGACAGCAUGGCAGGCUGUUCUCGAUUCUGUACUACAGGAGAAUAUUUUUUCGGAAAAGUUUGACAUCGCCUGUUGUGUGCUCUAGGAGUGGUGAGUGGUGUCUGGUUUGCAUGGACGAUCGGAAUAAUCUGAGAUCAAUUCUUGUCGAUUUUUUACUAUGAAUCAUAUGAUGAGUGUUUCCAAUCCCGACGAGCAUUCCACAUAAACGAUUUUGAAAAGUACAUUAC